Messenger RNA from Knipowitschia caucasica, 285 nucleotides. The record is from the annotation of a GenBank genome assembly. Lineage: Eukaryota; Metazoa; Chordata; Actinopteri; Gobiiformes; Gobiidae.
AUGCAACACCGUGACUGCUCAAUCAGGUCACGUGAAGUCGGUCAGGAGUCUCCCAGGCGUGGGCUUCACCAUGGCUUCACCCCAGGGCCAGUCCCUCUCAGACUAUCUCCCCUCUACCUUUCAUAUGCCACCAGUGAGAGAGUUCUGUUUCCGGUGCGCUCCGGUGCACAAGCACUGUCUUUACGCCUGGACUCUGCGAGCGAGCCUCUCGUGGAGGAGGCGCAUUCAGAGGAUGAGGACAUCACGGAGCUACAGCAGCAGUGUGUGAGAGAGGGAAGCCACUAG